UCCCCAAUUCCUUUCUUACAGCACUGCGGAGUCGAACGGGACGAUCUAUUAUCAAUGGGAACUGGGCAAUCGAUCGACCUGGGAGAUACGAGGGAGGAGGAACAAUGUUCACCUAUAAGCGCCCCAAUGAGAUCUCAAGCACUGCUGGGGAGUCAUUUUUAGCCGACGGCCCAACAAACGAAGUCUUGGAUGUUUAUAUGAUCCAUCAGCAGCCUAAUCCAGGUAUACAUUAUGAAUACAUCAUACCGGGACCCAAUGUGAUCAGCCCUCAGGUGCCUCUUCACAGACGGCCAGGGGAGCCCUUCAAUGGCCAGCUGGAUGUGACGGAGAGUGUGAAUUACGAGGAGGAGACUUUGCGCAGGGAGACAGGGACGCACAUGGGCCAACCUGUGGGGACUUUCCCCAUAAUUCAGCCUGGAAGAUUUCCUUCCCAUCCGCCAGACAACCAGGUGCCGGCCGGACAGCCCCCUCGACGCAAUCGAGAUUACAACUGGAAGCAGAUUGGAACCACCGAAUGCACGGUCACGUGUGGGAAAGGUUCACAGUAUCCCGUCUUCCAUUGCGUGAACAGAAACACACAUGAGGAGAUCUCCGAAAGUUAUUGUGAUACCAGUACCAAGCCCAGUCCUGAAGAAGAACCUUGUAACAUCUUCCCGUGCCCAGCCUUCUGGGAUAUAGGGGAGUGGUCGGAAUGUAGCAAGACCUGCGGCCUUGGGAUGCAGCACCGCCAAGUCCUGUGCCGGCAGAUCUACGCCAACCGCAGCCUCACGGUCCAGCCUUAUCGCUGCCACCACCUGGAGAAACCGGAGACAACAAGUACGUGCCAGCUGAAGAUCUGCAGCGAAUGGCAAAUUCGGACAGAAUGGACAUCGUGUUCAGUGCCAUGUGGGGUAGGUCAGCGGACCCGAGAUGUGAAAUGUGUCAGCAACCUUGGAGACGUUGUGGACGAUGAGGAAUGUAACAUGAAGCUACGCCCAAAUGACAUCGAGAAUUGCGACAUGGGCCCUUGCGCCAAGAGUUGGUUUCUUACGGAAUGGAGUGACCGGUGCUCAGCUGAAUGCGGCACCGGCGUCCGGACACGUUCCGUCAUCUGCAUGACGAACCACAUCAGCAGUUUGCCGCUCGAAGGCUGCGGACACAACCGGCCGCCGGAAACAACCCCGUGCGACAAUGGCCCAUGUUUGGGGAAAGUGGAAUGGUUUGCUGGGAGCUGGAGCCAGGUAUGUAUCAGGUAUUGGAUACAAGUAUUGCAUAUCGUCUUGUUGCGCAGAGUCAAAGGACGUAAGAAGAUCAUCGACUGCUCGAAAUCCUGCGAAGGAGGUUUCCGUAUCCGAGAGGUGCGUUGUCUCUCCGACGACAUGACACCGGGGACCCAAUGUGACCCGCAGCUCAAGCCAGCCGAAAAGGAGCAAUGCAACACUCAGGAGUGUGUGCCUGAAAUAGAUGAGAACUGCAAGGACAAAUAUUACAACUGCAAUGUUGUAGUUCAAGCUCGGCUCUGUGUCUACACUUACUACAAGACGGCCUGCUGUGCUUCCUGUUUGAGAGUCGCGAACCGGCAGUCCGGGUUUCUGGGGCGCAGAUAACAUUGGCUCCAGGACUGGCCCGAAUUUCCGCCUCUUUCCCUGAGAUUGCUCAAAUUCGAAGAGAUCCUGUCUUCUGGAAAAGAAGUUUCCCACGUUGCUGGACACUUCCACGGUGCAAACAAUCCAUACCGGUCUGUUCUUAUUAACACAUUCUGUAUAGGAACUCUUUGCCCCUGGGAAACGUAGACUGAAAAGGCAGAGCCUUGGAGGAACCAUUGGGUGCAACCCAUUGCAAGUGGAUCCAGGAAGGCUUAUGGUGGUGACCCAUAUGGGAUCAAGCCUCGAGCUCAUGUGGGGCAGGAAUGGGACUCACCUGGUUGAAUAUGGCUCUUUUAAGGGUCUAGUGCUGCCAUUUGGAUCCCAUACGAUGCCCCAAUAUAAAAGCAGUCCUCACAAGUCAGAUUUUAAAAACCCGCAACCUUGAAAACAUUUUCUAACAAUGUUUUGAGCCGUCUCCACCCUGAAUCCACCCAUCUCUUUAUUUAUACCCUUCCUUCCCCCCAAAAUGGACUCGAAAUGGCUUACAGAUCAAAAGAGAUACAACUAAAACCACAUGUAGUCCAAAAA
Molecule: messenger RNA, 2153 nt
Organism: Anolis sagrei ordinatus
Lineage: Eukaryota; Metazoa; Chordata; Lepidosauria; Squamata; Anolidae
Source: RefSeq, a predicted model, not a curated record